UAAACGGAUCCUUACAGCAGGUGCGUCACUUUCCUUCAAUUAAACUGGGGGUCAUUUCCCCUCCAGAAUCCGCUCAGACGGUUUCAGCUUUUAUUCCCCGCAUCGGCGUCGGGGUUGCAGAUGGAUUAAAGAUUAAGAGCAGCGGAGGAAUCCAGCGUUUCCUCUCCGGAUAGAGACACUCCACACAAAGUGACACAACGUGGGCGGCGCGUCGAAGACCCGAUCUGCAGGCACGGCGCAGCGGCUCCACGCAGGAGUCAGGAGCUGGGUGUGAAGCUGAGAAGACGUGACGGCGUGGUCCUUUCAUUGUGUUGACCUGCGGAACAGAAACACGCGUGGAAGCUUAGAGUGGGGGCUCCGGGUUAAGGCUAAACUGUCCUCUGGAGCGCGUCUGACCACAUUGGACCUCACUUGAUUAGGAAAGAGAACGAUGCUGUUUUAUCCAUUUUUUUUUUUAUUUGAGCAUCUGAACUGUUCCACCUGACGCGCCGCAGACGAUAAAUUGGAUGUAACCUCUGGCGAAAACAUUUUUGGAAACGUGAUUCUUGUCUCUCUGCCUGCGCGUAUUUUUCUGGAGACAUUUCCAGCGACGCGUCAUUGGCACGGCAAUAAAUCAAAGAGAUGUGGCUGCUGUGAAUUUCUUUUUUUUUUUUUCAAACUGAACUCAAAGGGGAGUGAUCAAGAGCCAAGUAGCCCGGGAAAGAGAUUUUCUUAAUGAAGUGACGAGAAGACGUUUAUGGCCACAUGAGAAUUACGUGAAAAGCUCUGGAGAUGCGGCGCAAAUGCUUUUAUCUGCUCCAGGUGUUUGCCGUUGUGAGCCUCCUCCCCUCGGCCUCCUUAGCAGAUCUGACAUGUGAAGCUCUGCUGGCAGGGAAUGUCUCAUUGCAGUCCCUGGUCGCCUCCUGGAACCAAACCCUGAGCAACACCACGAGCCAGUGGAGCGGCUCAGGAAUCUACUGCGAAACCUCCAUCGAUGGCAUUGGCACCUGCUGGCCCAGGAGCAGCGCUGGCCAGAUGGUGUCCCGGCCCUGCCCCAAGAUGUUUUAUGGUGUCAGAUACAACACCACCAAUAACGUUUAUAGGAAAUGUCUUGAAAAUGGGACGUGGGCGCUGAAGGGGAACUACUCCAUGUGUAAGGCCAUACUUCAUGAGGAGAAAAAAGGCAAGAUGCACUUCCAGAUCGCUGUCAUCAUAAACUUCCUGGGUCAUUGCAUCUCCAUGGUGGCUCUGCUCGUCGCCUUCUUCCUCUUCUUGUGCUUGAGGAGUAUCCGAUGUCUGAGAAACAUCAUCCACUGGAACCUAAUCACCGCCUUCAUCUUGAGAAACGCCACCUGGUUCAUCGUCCAGCUGACCAUGAGCCCAGAGGUGCACGAAAGUAACGUGCUUUGGUGUCGACUUGUCACUGCCUCAUUCAACUAUUUCCACUCCACCAACUUUUUUUGGAUGUUUGGAGAAGGCUGCUACCUUCACACUGCGAUCGUCCUCACCUACUCCACUGACAAGCUCCGCAAGUGGAUGUUCAUCUGCAUCGGCUGGUGUAUACCUUUCCCUAUAAUUGUGGCGUGGGCCAUCGGGAAGCUGUACUACGACAACGAGAAGUGCUGGUUUGGGAAGCGACCCGGUGUGUACACCGACUACAUCUACCAAGGUCCCAUGAUCCUUGUGCUGGUGAUCAAUUUCAUCUUUCUCUUCAACAUAGUGAGAAUCCUGAUGACCAAACUGCGAGCCUCUACGACGUCCGAGACGAUCCAGUACAGGAAAGCUGUGAAAGCAACGCUGGUACUCCUUCCCCUCCUGGGAAUCACCUACAUGCUGUUUUUUGUCAACCCAGGGAAGGAUGAAAUUUCUCAAAUGGUCUUCAUAUAUUUCAACUCGUUUUUGGUGUCCUUCCAGGGCUUCUUCGUGUCAGUGUUUUACUGCUUCCUAAACAGUGAGGUCCGCUCAGCAGUACGGAAGCGGUUCCACCGGUGGCAGGAGCAGCACUCGAUCCGGGCCAGGAUGACCCAGGCUAUGUCCAUCCCAACUUCACCUUCACGUGUCAGCUUUCACAGCAUCAAGCAGUCCACAUCGAUAUGAAACAAGAAACCAGCUUUACCCUGCAUACUGGGACAAACCCUCCAGCUAUCAUUGUCAUCGUGUCCCACCACCUCAGCGAAGUACACUAAAAAAAAACCUCUGAGCAGGGACAAAGAGACACCGCAUCGGUCUCCUAAACCUCAGGGGGGACAUUAAACAGACUUUCUGGAGAAAAUGGAUGGUGACUGGGGGAAAAGGACUUUGCAGACUUUGCAUUAAUAAAGGUUGGUGGAUCAAAAGAUCAGGGAGCUGAUCUGUAUGACCUGAAGUUUCAGUGUGAAUGUACAGCACACCAUUCAGUUUAAUAUUGGCUUGCUGUAAAAAAAAAAAAAAAAAAAAGCAUCUGGUUUAUUCCUGCCUGCAUAAUUUAGCAAUCAUCACCCGAUAAACCUUGUGGCGCUUAUUGGGAGUCAGUCCCAGGGGACUCUGCAUCCUAAAGGCAGAGACAAAGUUGUUAAAUAUUCAGAGAUAUAUACAUAUGUUUGUUUUUACAGUGAUCCUUUUUUUUAUUUUAAUUUUUUUUCUUAUGUUGUACUGUCAUCCUUGGUUCUCAGUUCGGUGAAAUUGUGCUUCAUUCAUCAACUUUCCAGGAAGGUUGAAUACAUUCCGUUCUUUUACCUGAAGAGUUUUGUUCCACAGUAAUUAUUUAAUGCUGUUUAGUGAUAAUUUUAUGAUAAAACAGCUUCUUUUAUUUUUACAACAAGCUAUCAAGGAGUU
This is a messenger RNA of Poecilia latipinna (sailfin molly), 2793 nucleotides long. Its product is annotated as corticotropin-releasing factor receptor 1-like. Gene Ontology annotation, cellular component: neuron projection; plasma membrane. Gene Ontology annotation, molecular function: corticotropin-releasing hormone receptor activity; corticotropin-releasing hormone binding; corticotrophin-releasing factor receptor activity. The transcript is spliced from 14 exons. The record is from RefSeq and is a predicted model, not a curated record. Gene Ontology annotation, biological process: adenylate cyclase-activating G protein-coupled receptor signaling pathway; cell surface receptor signaling pathway. The coding region runs from base 772 to 2076 and encodes 434 amino acids. Lineage: Eukaryota; Metazoa; Chordata; Actinopteri; Cyprinodontiformes; Poeciliidae.